AUGUUUCAUAUUACCUUCUCGUUGCUCGCUGCCUUUGGUUUAUGUGGUGCUUAUUUUUUCACAUUUACGAAUGCCUCUGGUGAACCUCGCAAAGCUUUUCAUUCUGUCGUAGGUCUUAUCCAAGUUGAUGCUCAAGCUCUGUCUAAAGCUUUGGAUCGUUUGAAGAAAACAGAAGUUUCUUGUGUUUUCGAUCUAGUCAAGAAGGACGUCGUGCGCCGAUGUAAUGCUGAGCUGCAAAGUAUGUUUCUUAAAAGCACCACGAAAUACGAUCAUAAGUCUGGCUAG
Messenger RNA from Adineta ricciae, 285 nucleotides. Lineage: Eukaryota; Metazoa; Rotifera; Eurotatoria; Adinetida; Adinetidae. The record is from the annotation of a GenBank genome assembly.